UCUUAGAGUUAGACCGCCGAUACGUUAUACGUAUCCCUCCUGAAUCAUCCGCCGUCUUCCCACUUGACCUGAUUUUUGGCUCCUCUGUAGGUGUUUGACAGCGCUGGUCUCCACUCAACUGAUUUGCAAUCCCAUGUUGCCACUUAGCCCACAUUUAUGCUCAUCCUAUCAAAGGACACAAUAUAAGGGAAGCUUGUUUACGGGACAUUUGGCAACAUGACAUUGAAAAAGGCGUCAGGACGCCUAGUGCCGCGCUGCGCCGCGUCGUCGCGUCGCGCCGCUGAGACCGGUGUGGUCGUUAACGACAUACAUUUAAUAGUGUAAAGGUGCUCGUGCUCUCAAAAACUCAGUAAUGAAUACUCUUGUAUGUUAUCUUUGACCAUUUGAAUGAGUAAUCGCGAGAGUAAUUGUCAUAGGGCCUCACCACCCUAGCCACAAAAAGUCGUGCUUUCAUGUAUUUUCAAUCAGUUCUAAUUAAUUAGUGCUAGAAACAACGAUAACAAGGAACCUGAUGGAGCUGUUAACAAGCCUGUUGCCACUACCCCUGAAUUCGGUGCUAAUUUUUGUGAGCAUCGGGCUAUUGGCAUGGUACUACCUCGAGGAAAAGCUGAGCUACUGGUCACGACGUGGAGUGCCCUACUUGCCGGCCUUGAAGUGCUUAGUUCAGGAUCUAGCUUUCUUCUUCAAGCGGAAAAGUAUAACAGAAAUAUUCGCUGAGCAGCACCGACUAUUGAAGGGGCACAAGUACGGGGGCGCGUUCCAGAUGCUCCAGCCGUCAAUCAUCCUCCGAGACCCAGCCAUGAUCAAGGAGUGGCUCGUCAAGGGCUUCUCCAGCUUCCACGAUCGCGGGCCGGAACCCAACGAAAAAGCUGACAAACUUUCCGGGAAUCUCUUUCAGCUUGGUGGAGACAGAUGGCGGAGGGUACGGCACAAGUUGUCGCCAGCGUUCAGUUCGGCCAAGCUGAAGAUCAUGUACGAAACUUUGAAAGACUGCGCCGAAGAGUGCAAUACUCAUUUGGAGGCGCGGUGCGCGAGCCGGGGCGAAACGGAGGUCGACAUCAAAGACCUCGUGAUCAACUACACGCUGGACGUGAUAGGGGCUUGCGCCAUGGGCAUCAAAUGCAAUGCAGUCCAAGAUCCGGAAAACUGCGAGAUGAAAAGGGUCCUGCGAGAGCUGUUCCGAUCCAGCUGGCGACAGUCCUGCUACCAGCUGAUGGAGGUGGUCCAUCCUAAGCUUCCGGAGUUGUUCGGUCUAUCGCCGAGGCAGCCGGCCAUAGAGCAAUUCCUCAUGGCCAUCACCAAGGACGCAAUGGAGAUGAAGACCAAGGCCGGGCAGUCCAACAGGAAGGACUUUCUCCAGAUCCUCAUGAAAAUCAGCAGCUCCGAGAGCGAAGUUACCCGGGACUCCAACGAGGACCUUACGCUCUUGGAUGGCGGUGUCAUCGAUGAAGGCCCGCUAUUCUGGACGGAGAAUCUGAUAUCGGGAGUCAUCACAUCAUUCCUCUUCGCCGGACUUGAGCCUGUGUCCGCCACUGCAAUAUUUUGUCUCUUCGAAUUAGUUCACUAUCCUGAGAUCCAAGAGAGGCUUUUCGAGGAGAUCCAAGCCGUGAGGAAAGAAUCAGGCGGCGAAAUCAAGUACGAAGAUCUCAAAAAGCUCCGUUACCUGGACCAGGUCGUUAAUGAGACUCUUCGGAAGCAUCCGGUCGCUGGACUUCUAGGCAGAAAUUGCACGGAGCCAUUUCAAAUUCCGGGUACAUCAGUUGUUGUGGAGAAAGACGUCAAGCUCUUCGUUUCAACCUACUGUCUUCACCGUGACCCAGAAUAUUUCCCUGAGCCCGACAAAUUCGACCCUGAGCGAUUUUCCGAGGAAAACGUUGACAAGAUCAUACCAGGAUCAUAUCUACCUUUUGGGGAAGGACCCAGAUUUUGUAUCGCUCAGCGACUAGCGUUGAUGGACGUGAAAACCAUGGUGAUCACCUUGAUUUCCGGUUACACUCUUCACAGAUGCGCGAAAACCGCUGAUCGUCUCGAAAUGGAUAAAACAACUUUCACUCUCAGUCCAAAAGACCCAGUUUGGUUACGACUGAAAAAGCGACUUUAAUUUACGGGAGAAAAAUCUCAUCGAUAUCGUCAGCAGCAAAUCUUAGUAGAAUCGCGGUAAGACGGCCACGCUAAAGUUCGAGUUUUGCAUGCGUCGUGUGAUUGAAGAGUUCCUAAUUUUAGGGCAGUUUUUGUGUUCAGAAAAUUUCAAAUUUUAUGUUCAAGCAACACUUAUUAGAAGUGUCUUAAACAAGGCAGUUCUGAAACAUUUUUUGGUUGAAAAUGAGAUUUGAAUGAUGAAAUGAAAAAUUGAUGGAGCAGUAUUUUUGACAUCAAUGCAAGAGUUUCAAGUUCGCUUGUGGUACCUACUUGAGGUACUAUGCUUCAUCUGAUUUAAAAUGUAAUUUUCAUUAAAAAGGCAAGACUGUUUAACUUCAUCUGUGGCACCAGAUUGACAGCCAACUUAACUUAUUACGUCAGUUUGUAUUUAACAAGAUUAUUUUGUUGGUGAUGCAUUGUUUUCUAUUUUGUCACUCAGUUUUUUGCCGAGACCUUGGGCCAAAUUUCGUGAGGCGUUUAGAAUAAAGCACAACCGUAUUUAAGUUCGGUCUAAAACCCCUGAUUGACUAGUGCCGUUGCUUCAAUUUAAGUUCAUCGACGGCGACGGAUCUGUGGCGUGGCGUGAAUGAUCGCUUAUCAAUAUUUCUCCAUUUGAAGCUAUGGUAAAGAAUCGAUUAUCAAGGUGUUCGCUGCGAAAAUCUUGUUUAUCGAUCCUUUUCCAUAGGUUUGAAUGACAGAUCAAUCGAUAUAUUGCAAAGCACGCCAUGCCACUGCGACGGAUGUUGUUAUUUGGUGCUAAAGCGCCCACGCAAUUUGGCUCUUAGUUUAUCUACUCAAGGCUUUGUUUUAAAAAAAAAAUCUCGCUCCUAGGUUAGCUUGCUUUAAGUACAGUAUUUAAUUCAUGUAUCAUUUUUGCUGUGCCUUUUUAAAUUUGUUGUAUUAUUAGGUAGAUUGUAUUAUAUUUUUUUACUGUAAUAAGUUAUAUUCUUGAAUAAUUAAAAUAAUGGUAAGUGAAAACAAGAGUUAGUAAAUCUUUUAAUUAAAAAUCUUAAAAAGGAAAUCCAGCAAUUUUCAACCCACAAAUAAAUAUCAUUAAUGUCUUGAAUACAGUAACUUGUACAAAUUUUAACCGAAUAAUGUAAAAGAUAUUAGAUUUUUUAAAAAAACUACUUAACCACCGAAGUAAAUAAGCAUCACCAUAAGUAUAUAUGAGAGACCCCCUCGAAUGUUAAGCUGGCUACCUUCUGACGUUUAAAAAAAUAAAUAAACAAAAACCCUAUCUGUUUCCUCAAUUGGAAGAAAGGUUUGGAUGCAAUCCAGAGAGGGUUGCAGGAUAUUACCUCUGCA
Molecule: messenger RNA, 3447 nt
Organism: Bemisia tabaci
Lineage: Eukaryota; Metazoa; Arthropoda; Insecta; Hemiptera; Aleyrodidae
Source: RefSeq, a predicted model, not a curated record